UCAUAUACUUCAUAAAUAGCAGCCUUUAAUGUGCACUGGUGUGAUGUAGUGCAAGUGACCGAAUUCGCUAUAAAAUACAUGUGAUUGAAAUCAAUUCUCCGAUUGGUCAAAGCGCAUUGCAUGCUCCAUGCGGAAAGCGGAAAUUCGUUUGAAAUCAUUUGAAAUUUAUGCCGCCAUUUUGUACAUCGAGAAAUAAAACAUUUUGCCCGCGACAAGUUUUGCUCGAUAAUGGCUACGGCUGACAUAUCGCAUUUCGAUAAGGAACGUAAAUCUGAGAAGACCGUCUACAAACGGAGGUCGUCGAUUUUCCACACGCGAAUUAUAACGUGCGACCAAACUAAAGAUAAUGAAGGCACAUCUGAUGAGAACAGGUUUUCACCGAAUAAAGUCAACGAAGAAUGUAUUAUUCAGAAUGAUGAGGCAUUUAAUCUGAAGGAAUAUAUAGAGAAACUUAAACAAGAGCGUAAAGACUGGCAGAAGGAAUACAAGAAUCGUAAGAUUCAACGGAAAAAUCUGACUAAGCAGAAAACAAGUGUGGAAGGACAAGGACAGGUUUUUGAUAUAAAUAUAUUAACAGAAUCUGACAGAGUUUUUCUUUUGACACGUCCCGAUUAUGAACAUAUCUGUCAAAAUAGUCGGAAAACUUUGGAUGCAGCACUAAAAAUAUCUACACUUAGUCAGCAUAUACACAAAUUAAAUAAAAAAUUUAUGGAAAAAAUGGAGAAUAAUAUAUCCACAGCCACCAAAAAUGUUAUAAAGUUAUCAGAACAAUGAAACUGAUGUACUUUAAGUAUUGUUUAUUCUUACAAGUCUACAAAUUUCCAGGUAAUAAGGGAGCUUCAUAGUAAAAAUAUAAAUACCAAUUAAAUAUGACAUUACACACGAUUAAUUAUACAAUACUUAUUCAUGAUAGAAUGAUUGCGAUUAUGAUACAUUCAUCAUAUAUUGAUUCAGUAUAAAUAUAAUAAAUACAAAAUAAUUUACCAAU
Messenger RNA from Formica exsecta, 988 nucleotides. RefSeq lists its product as uncharacterized. The transcript is spliced from 2 exons. Lineage: Eukaryota; Metazoa; Arthropoda; Insecta; Hymenoptera; Formicidae. The record is from RefSeq and is a predicted model, not a curated record. Bases 229 to 774 code for a protein of 181 amino acids.